UUUGUGGUAUAAAAUAGUAUGUGGAAACUGAAAGUGAUGAGGUUCAUUCAGAGUAGAGAUGCCAACAGCUAUGAAGGUUCUUGUCCACCGACUUCUGAUGUCCUUCGUCUUCUCUUGCUUACUGUGUUGGGCAAUGCAAGAUGGAGUACAGGCUACGGUGCGCAGCACUCCACAGAGUACAUGGUGGAAGCCACUUUCAAGCAAUGCAGGGGAUGAUGACUCUCCUCCAAGGCCCUUGAAGGUUACUUUCGCUGGGCCUGCAACUCACUGGACAGAUGCCAUCCCCAUUGGCAAUGGCCGUCUCGGUGCCAUGGUUUGGGGUGGCGUACCCUCCGAACUUCUCCAGCUCAAUGAGGAUACACUUUGGACUGGGAUCCCUGGAGACUACACCAACAAAAGUGCUCCACAAGCACUGGCUGAAGUCAGAAAGCUUGUUGAUGAUAGAAAAUUCUCUGAAGCUACCGCAGCAGCUGUCAAGCUGUCAGGAGAGCCUUCCGAUGUAUACCAACUUCUCGGUGAUAUCAAGAUAGAGUUUCAUGAUUCCCAUCUUAAAUAUUCAAAGGAGUCUUAUUACAGGGAGCUGGAUUUGGAUACUGCUACCGCAAAAGUAAAAUACUCUGUGGGUGAUGUAGAAUUUACUAGAGAGCAUUUUGUUUCUAAUCCAGACCAAGUAAUAGUGACAAGGUUGUCUGCAAGCAAACCUGGGUCAUUAUCAUUUACAGUGUAUUUUGAUAGCAAAAUGCAUCAUGAUUCAAAGGUAAGUGGCCAAAAUCAGAUAAUAGUUGAAGGGAGAUGUCCUGGUAGUAGGAUCCGACCGAGACUGAAUUCAAUUGACAAUCCAAUGGGGAUUCGGUUUUCUGCAGUUUUUGAUAUGCAGAUUAGUAACGGGGUUAUAGAAGUUUUAGAUGAUAGGAAGCUAAAAGUUGAAGGUUCAGAUUCGGCUAUUUUGCUUUUGACAGCUUCUUCUUCCUUUGAUGGCCCAUUUACUAUGCCUGAAGACUCAAAGAAGGACCCUACUUCUGAGUCCCUCAGUAAAAUGAAGUCUGUGAAAAGUUUUUCUUAUGCUGAUCUUUAUGCACGACACUUAGAUGACUAUCAAAAUCUAUUUCACCGCGUCUCAUUGCAACUCUCUAAAAGCUCAAAGACUGGUUUGGGAAAAUCUGUUUUCUACAAAAGGCAGUCAGUUUCCUCCCAAACAAACAUCUCUCAAAAGGAGGGUGACACCAUUCCAACUUCAGCAAGAGUCAAAUCUUUUCAAACUGAUGAGGACCCUUCCUUUGUUGAGCUUUUGUUUCAAUAUGGUCGAUAUCUCCUAAUCUCUUGUUCACGUCCUGGAUCUCAGGUGGCAAACCUACAGGGUAUCUGGAACAAAGAUGUUGAGCCUGCAUGGGAUGGUGCUCCUCACUUGAACAUUAAUCUUCAAAUGAAUUAUUGGCCAGCCCUUUCUAGCAACCUACACGAGUGUCAAGAGCCCUUAUUUGAUUUCAUUUCGUCUCUGUCAGCCAAUGGUAAAAAAACUGCAAAGGUGAACUAUGAAACAAAUGGUUGGGUUGCACAUCAAGUUUCUGACAUAUGGGCUAAAACAUCACCAGAUAGAGGUGAGGCUGUUUGGGCUUUAUGGCCUAUGGGUGGAGCUUGGCUUUGUGCCCAUUUAUGGGAGCAUUAUACUUAUACAAUGGACAGAGAUUUUCUUAAAAAUAAAGCAUACCCUUUGUUGGAAGAAUGUACAUCAUUUUUGUUGGAUUGGUUGAUUGAAGGCCGUGGUGGAUUAUUAGAAACUAACCCAUCAACUUCACCAGAGCACAUGUUCACUGCACCAGACCGAAAGCCUGCUAGUGUGAGCUACUCAUCAACCAUGGACAUUUCAAUCAUAAAAGAAGUUUUCUCUAUAAUCAUUUCUGCUGCUGAGGUUUUGGGAAGACACGAUGACGCAAUCAUCAAAAGAGUCACUAUGUAUCAGUCUAAGCUUCCUCCGACAAAACUUUCUAGAGAUGGUUCCAUUAUGGAAUGGGCAGAAGAUUUUGAGGACCCAGAUGUACAUCAUCGACAUGUUUCACAUCUGUUUGGACUAUUUCCCGGGCACACGAUUAGUCUUGAGAAAACUCCAGUCCUCUGUAAAGCUGUGGAAUCUAGUCUAAUUAAAAGAGGAGAUGAUGGCCCAGGAUGGUCGACAACUUGGAAAGCUUCAUUGUGGGCACAUCUUCAUAAUAGUGAGCAUGCGUAUCGUAUGAUAAAACACUUGAUUGUAUUGGUAGACCCUGAUCAUGAAAGUGAUUACGAAGGAGGACUUUAUAGCAACCUGUUCACAACACAUCCCCCUUUUCAGAUUGAUGCUAACUUUGGUUUUUCUGGAGCAAUAGCAGAAAUGCUUGUUCAGAGCACAAUGAAGGACCUUUACUUGCUUCCAGCAUUGCCAGGCGAUAAAUGGGCCAAUGGUUGUGUGAAAGGAUUGAAAGCUCGUGGCGGGGUAACAGUCAACAUUUGCUGGAAAGAAGGAGAUCUAAGUGAAGUUGGGCUUUGGUCAGAAAGGCUGAAUUCCCAAGUAAGACUACAUUAUAGAGGAACCGUGGUCUUAACAAGUUUAUCACCUGGCAGAGUUUACUCAUAUAAUAACCUAUUGAAGUGCGUGAGGACAUACUCUCUCCCUCAGAAAAGUUAAUCCUUCAAUAUUCUAAUAAUACUUCUAAGUAACAGGCAUUGCUUUUUGCAAUUUGUCAUGGGUUCAAUAUUGGAUGCAGUUUACUGGAUCAAGAUACAUUUAUCUUGUUUCCUAAGAUUAUUCUUUUCAUAUAGCUGCUGAGCAUGUAAUUUAACCAAUAUUUUUGUUUUCAUUGAUAUAUUUGUUUUACGGUUUAAUGCGUAAAAUCUGUGUAAUGCUGUUGUCAUUUUAGUAUUCAACUUCACUCGAAUUCAAUGGAUCAUAGAUAUUCUGCUGUU
Molecule: messenger RNA, 2937 nt
Organism: Vigna radiata var. radiata (mung bean)
Lineage: Eukaryota; Viridiplantae; Streptophyta; Magnoliopsida; Fabales; Fabaceae
Product: alpha-L-fucosidase 2
Exons: 10
Coding region: 59-2659 (866 amino acids)
Biological process (GO): carbohydrate metabolic process
Molecular function (GO): alpha-L-fucosidase activity
Source: RefSeq, a predicted model, not a curated record